This is a messenger RNA of Cucurbita moschata (crookneck pumpkin), 830 nucleotides long. Its product is annotated as peptide methionine sulfoxide reductase B5-like. Gene Ontology annotation, molecular function: peptide-methionine (R)-S-oxide reductase activity. The coding region runs from base 42 to 662 and encodes 206 amino acids. The transcript is spliced from 3 exons. The record is from RefSeq and is a predicted model, not a curated record. Gene Ontology annotation, biological process: protein repair; response to oxidative stress. NCBI's taxonomy places the organism in Eukaryota, Viridiplantae, Streptophyta, Magnoliopsida, Cucurbitales, Cucurbitaceae.
UCGUUUUCCCUAUCUGCAAAUAAUCUUCAUCUCUCUCUCUCAUGGGUUUUUCCUUUCUCCCAAUUUCCUCCCGAGCUUUACUCUGCAAACCCACACCCUUCGCCUCUCUCCACUCUUCACACCAUUCAUCGUUCUUCAAAGUUCAUUUUGAAUCAUCUUCUUCUUCGGCGAAUCCUAGUUCUUUCGCCAUUUAUGCAACUUGUUUUGGUGGAGCUUUUGGUCCGAGACCUCGCAGAUUUCGUAGGGGCCGUGUUUUAGCUAUGUCUUCGCCUAAUUCCGUCCAGAAAUCGGAGGAGGAGUGGCGAGCCAUUCUCUCGCCGGAGCAGUUUCGAAUUCUCCGACAGAAAGGGACGGAGUAUCCUGGAACUGGCAAAUAUGACAAAUUCUAUGGCGAGGGAGUUUAUCACUGUGCAGGAUGUGAGGCGCCUCUUUAUAUGUCGAACACAAAAUUCUUUUCUGGUUGUGGCUGGCCAGCUUUCUUCGACGGUAUUCCUGGAGCCAUUAAACGCACCCCUGACCCUGAUGGGAUGAGGACUGAAAUCACAUGUGCCGCUUGUGGUGGUCAUCUGGGUCAUGUCUUCAGAGGAGAAGGCUUUCGAACACCCACAAAUGAGCGCCAUUGUGUCAAUAGUAUUUCACUCAAAUUUUCACCCUCUCCAUGAUUUCUCUCUGUUUCUGUUUCUCUGAAUCUUGUGAUUAUAUUUCUAACCUUAAUAAGUUGUCAAAUAUUACUACUUUACAACUCAAGAACACAGUUGUACAUCCUAGAUCGAACAAAUCAUGUAUAUGUAAAUUUCUUCUGUCUCUUCUAUUCUCUGUUGAGCAACAUA